GAGAGAGAGAGAGAGGGAGGGAGAGAUGCCACAGGCUAAGCACACGCUCCUUCAGUCAGGUGUUUUUUUUUUUUUUUUUUAGCCUCUUCAGUCUUGCAGGUACAUGACAGCCGUAUGAAAAACCGCAAAGACAAAAGAGGCUUCAUUUGAAUGUCUCCAUCUCAACAUCCGCUGUGCACAACGAUGUAACGCGUCGCGCGGGUUUGUUGACGGUCUGAUGCGGGGCUGCUGUGGAGCUGUCCGCGGUGCUGAACCGCCGCUGUCCGCGGUGCUGAAAUCGAGCUCUUCAGUCCCACAGCAACAUUCAUCGACGUGAAUGCAAGACCAGCGGAGGACAUUCACAUCUAGCCAGCGUGGAAAGUAUGAGGAGGGAUUUCAUGCCCACUCCGCUGCUCAUAUUGAGCUGUUUUGGAGCAUCGUGGUUCUUGGCUGAAAGUUUGGAUGCUCCAGUGAACGUGUCCAUCAGAGAUCUAAAGGUCAGCUCUGCUGUGGUGACAUGGGACAUCCCAGAUGGGGAGCCAGUCAUCGGCUUCGCCAUCACACAACAGAAAAAAGAUGUUCGCAUGCUGCGCUUAAUCCAAGAAGUGAACACUACCACACGGAGUUGUGCAUUGUGGGAUCUGGAGGCAGAUACGGACUAUAUAGUACAUGUUCAGUCUAUCAGUACAAGUGGGCCGAGUCCCCUCAGUGAACCGCUGCGUUUCAAAACCCCCAAAGAAGCUGAAACACAGGCCUCCAAGAGCAAAGACGAAGUGACCAUGGAAGAAGUGGAUCAGAAUGCUCAGCUCCGGGCAGGAGAGCUCAUCAUCAUUGUGGUGGUUCUGAUCAUGUGGGCAGGUGUGAUCGCGCUCUUCUGCCGUCAGUACGACAUCAUCAAAGACAACGAGCCCAACAAUAACAAGGAUAAAGCCAAGAACUCAUCCGAAUGCAGCACCCCUGAGCAUCCAUCAGGCGGCCUGCUGCGCAGUAAGGUAUAACCGCUGCCCUGUGAGAGUUCAGACCACACAGGCAGUUCCCCAAGAACAACAACAAUAACCGAACACCAUCUGUGAACAUUAUCAAAGGGUGACAGGAAUAGUUUCUGCUUCAAUGGAUUCCACUUUUACCACACGGCUACAGAGGCCAUAUGUGCUCAUCCUCAAAACAGGAAGCAGGAAUAUUGGAAGUUUCCUGAAAACAGCUGGAAUAAUCCUGCCGGCAGAGCUAGCAUCUGAAAGAGAAGCCAGAAAGGUGAACUUUCACACAGGCCCACUCUGGCUCCAGCAGUUUGGAAAUUAGACCAAAUCUGUGGCUUUUCGGGGACAGGAGAAAAAGACCCUUCUCAGUUCUCUUUAUCGCUUUGCAAGCAACUGGUGUCGGCGAAGAAAUCCGCACCCAUUAAAAAUUAUCUCUUUUAAACUUUUAAACUCUUGAGCUUUGCUCCUUUAUCUGGUUUUCUCUUUUGCCCAAUUCAAAUGGCAUGAUCCACAUUCCUCUCAAUGGUGAUGAAGACUUUAAUAAUAAAGUAAAUCUGUAGUAAGCCUAUAAAUACAGGACAUAUAUUUCCAGCUAACAAAAAAAAUAUGUUCUCGGAACAUUUUGCUAACAUUCCUAUGUUACAAAAAUGUUACAUCUGUUCUCUGAACAUUCAAAAUGUCCAAGUUUUGUGGGGUUACAUGAACACUAAGGGAACAUUCCAUUUUAGAAUUUUGCAAACAUUGUUACUUUUGAAUGUUCUCUGAACAUUCUGAAACAAGUAGUAACAUUUAAAAAAAUGUUAGAUGAAAGUCUAAAA
Messenger RNA from Cyprinus carpio (common carp), 1774 nucleotides. RefSeq names its product fibronectin type III domain-containing protein 5-like. Lineage: Eukaryota; Metazoa; Chordata; Actinopteri; Cypriniformes; Cyprinidae. The record is from RefSeq and is a predicted model, not a curated record. Gene Ontology annotation, molecular function: protein binding.